This is a messenger RNA of Homalodisca vitripennis (glassy-winged sharpshooter), 3885 nucleotides long. Its product is annotated as spindle pole body component 110-like. Bases 107 to 3526 code for a protein of 1139 amino acids. Gene Ontology annotation, molecular function: glutathione transferase activity. Gene Ontology annotation, biological process: glutathione metabolic process. The record is from RefSeq and is a predicted model, not a curated record. NCBI's taxonomy places the organism in Eukaryota, Metazoa, Arthropoda, Insecta, Hemiptera, Cicadellidae. The transcript is spliced from 5 exons.
AGUUCGUUGCAUGAAUUUAAUUUUUUUGAACGCUCAGAUUUCUUGUACCAAAGUAACUAGUUAUUCAGUUCGUUCAGUUGGCUAACCCUGUGAAUGUACAGUACAAAUGGAUUAUGAAACCCACAUUAUGGCACUAAAAAGUACGAGUGAAAAAGGAACAAACACAGAACCAAGUAGUUCUAACAAUGCAGAAGCAACUUCAAAUCAGCAAGAGCCGAAUUUAAACGGUCAAGCAGUCAAUUAUUUAAUGAUACAAAUGUUACCUUCAACUCUCCAGCAAGUAACAUCAAGUACUGAAGAAGUAAGUUCUAGUAAUGAAGAAAAUUUGGUAAAUGCACAAGAAUAUAUAGAAACACUGAGUUUAAAAGAACAGACGCUAACUGAAAGUAGCCUUGAAGUAAGUUCAAAUGGGCAAAAUAUAAACCAGAGUGACGAAAUUGUAAAUUUAAAUGAAUCUAUAGAAAAGACAAGUAAAAAACUUGGUACUGAAAACACAAUAAAAAGUCAGGAAGUUAGUGCAAGCAAUAAAGUGUUAGACUCUGAUCAUCAAGCAAUUGAUUCAAGCAUGAAAAGUACUAAAUUACACCAAAGAAAUAGAAUUGAAGAAGAUUUAAGCAAAACAAGUAUUAGUACUGAAGGCAAACCUAUAGACAAAGUACAUGAAGUAUUUAGCAGUAAAAGAUCUAGUAGUGAAGAAAUUAAUUCAUAUCAACAAUUAUUUCAUUCAAGCACAGAAGAAGUAUGUCCAAGCAAAAAGAGACUAGAAGCAAUCAUGAACGAAAUGAAUAUUUUAACAAAACCCAAAUCAGAAGAUAAAGUAAAUGAAAUAACAAAAGCAAGCGUAAGCAGUGGAACACUUAAUUCCUGUGGCAAAUUACUUGAUUUAAACGUGGAAGAACUUGAAGAAAGCCCAAGCAUAUUAAGUGCAGAAUCAGGAGAAAAAAUAAGCAACAAAAUCUUUAUUACUCAAAACAAAAUAGACGAUAAAGUAAAUGAAAGAGAAAGCAGGGAACUAAUUCACAAAGAAACACUGCAUUCAGUACAACAUGAAGUUGACUUAAAGAUGAAGGAACUUCAAAUAAGUGAAGAAUUCAGUUCACAUCAAAAAUUAUUUGAUACAAGUGCAGAAGAAUUUGAACCAAGUCCAAGCAAGAAGAAAGUAGAAGAAAACAUGAACAAAAUGAAUAUUUUUACAAAAAUCCAAUCAGAAGAUGAAGUAAACCAAAUUAUAGACAGAACAAGAAUAAACAAUGAAACAAUUAGUUCCUGUGGUAAAUUACUUGAUUUAAAUGUGAAAGAGUUUGAUGUGAGUCUAAGCAAAGAGAGUACAGAACCAGAGGAAAAGAUAACCAAUAAAGUCUUUAUCCCAAAAAGCAAAAUAGAAGAUAAAGAAAAUGAAAAUAUUGAAAGAACAAGAAUAAAUAGUACAAUAUCUAAUUCCGGUGGAAAAUUACUUAAUUUAAAUGUGGUAGAACUUGAAGUAAGUCCAAGCAGAGAAAGUGCAGAAUCUGAAGAAAAGAUAAGCAAUAAUGUCUUUGUACCACAAAGCAAAAUAGAAGAUAAAGUAAAUGAAAGAGAAAGCAGUGAACUAAUUCACAAUAAAACAUUGGAUUCAGUACAACGCAAAGUUAACUUAGACAUGAACGUACUUCAAGAAUGUGAAGAGUUCAGCUCAUACCAAAAUAUAUUUAAUUCAAGCUCAGAAGAAUCUCAAGUAAGCCUAAAUCUAAGCAGAGAGAGUACUGAAUCAGAGGAAAACACAAGCAAUACAACAUUCAUCACUCAAAAUAAAAGAGGCUAUCAUUUAAAUGAAAGAGAAAGCUGGGAACUAUUAAACAAUGAUAAAUUGUGGUAUUCAGCACAACAAGAAAUUUUCUUAAACUUGAAGAAAUUUAGAGAAGCAGAAGACUAUACUGCAUACCCAAAAUUGUAUUAUUUAAGUACAGGAGAAUUUCAAAUAAGUCCAAGCAAAAAGCUAGUAGAAGAAAAUAUAAACGAAAAAACCAAAUCAGGAGAUGAAGAAAACAAAAUUAUGUUCACUCAAAACACAUCAGAAGAUGAAGUAAAUGAAAGAGAAAGGAGUGAACUAAUAAGCAAUGAAGCAUUAGACCAUCAAAUAAUUUCAAGCAAGGAUAGUUCAGAAUCAACAGAAAAUGCAAGCAAAUCCGUCAUUAGCACUGAAAUCAACCUAGAGUAUAAAGUAAAUGAAAACAAUAGUGAAAAAAUAAUAACCAAUGAAAUAUUAAAUUCAGAUCAACAAGAAGUUGAUUCAAACAUGGAAGGAUUUGAAGUGAGGACAAACAAAAAGAGAACAGUGCCAGAAGAAAAGGAAUGUGCAAGUAUAAGCAAAGACAAACAAAGUAAUGAAAGACCAGUGUCCUUCCAGCAAUUGCUUAAGUCAUUCAGGGAAAAAUGUGGAGUAAAACAGAAUACAGGGAAUACAGAAUUAAAAGAAAAGAUUAAGAUUGCUAAAACAUGCAUUAGUACUGAAAACAUACAAAAAGAUAAAGUAAAUGAAAUAGUGAGCAGAAAUACGAGUAUAGCAAGCAGCACAAUAUUAAGUACAGAUAAAUUAAAAAUUGACUCAAACAUAGCAAACCUUCAAGUAAGUCCAAGCAAAGAGAGAGAAUCCAAAGAAAAGACAAAUAAAAUAUUUCUUAGUGCUGAAACCAUGCAAAAAUCAGUAAAUGAAAAAGGUAGUAGAAAAAUAAUAAUCAAUGAAGCAUUACAUUUAGAUAAAAAAGAACUCCAAGUAAGUCAAAACAAAAAGGAAGCAGAACCAGAAGACAGGUUAGAUGAAAAAGUAAGCAGAUUCCAAACAAGUAGUCCAGAAUCAAGUUCUGAUGAUAUGAAUGCUAUUUUAAUGCAUUCAGCGAGAGCUUCUAGCAGGACACAAGAAAGUAUGUGUGCCAAAUAUAAAAUAACACACUAUAACAUCCGUGGCUUGAGGGAAGGUUUAAGAUAUUUGCUAACUUACAUAGGAGAACCAUUUGAAGAUUUUCAUCCCUACGAUUAUAAUAAUUGGCCUGAGAUAGAUUUCCGUGAUGGGUUUGGACAUCUACUUGAGAUGAGAGUAGAUUAUAAACUGGCAAGUCAGCACAUUGCAUUCACCCGUUACAUUGGUAAACAGGCAAACAUUGCAGGAAAAGAUGCUUUUGAGAACUCGCAGAUCGAUACCAUUGCAGAAAUCCUCCUGGACUGUUACAAAGAAAUAAACGUAUUUCUAAGUAAUGUCCCAACAAAUAUUAGAAACAAGUGGAAAGAGGAAUUCAUGACACGGAUACUGAAUGUGCUACAAUCACUGGAAGACAAUGCAAAACAAUGCAAAGGGUUCUUAGCAACUGAACAGAUCUCCUGGGUUGAUUUUGCUUUUGCUGGUUUUUCUGAAUUUCUAACUGACAUCUGUGGUGGCCGAGAUCUUGUUGAAGAAUAUGAAACACUCAGCGAAAUCAGAUCCAAAAUCUACCAAUUGAACACGAUCGCUAGAUAUCGUCAAACAUGUCUCAAAACUGAGUACCUUGAAUAGGUGUUUGGUUCUAAAUAUUAGUUACUUUUAGAGUUUAUAUAUUUUUAGACAAAUAACUAUGUUAGUAGUAUAUCGGUAAAUUUUAAAGUUAAAUGUGUUAUAUCUAAUAUCAAGCAUGUUUUGUAAGAAAAUGACAGUAUGGUUCAAGUGUUACUACAAAGUAGAUGAUUUUAUAAAUAUUAACAAUAUCCUGUACAUCAGUUUUAUUUUUAUAAUUUAUUUUAGCAUGAGUAUGAUUUUAUAACAUUGUUCAGAGUUGGUGGAGGAUUGAAUAGUUAUUUUCAAAUUACGUUAUUGUGUAAUGAAUAAUCAAUGUAGCUUAUAUUAUGAUUACUGUAGCAAUAAAGUUUUUGCAUGAA